CUGUUUAUGGAAAAGCAAAAAAUAGGAGAAGGGCAUAAAUACUAAAGGAUUAUCCCUUUCAAAUGAUGGUAUUCUUGCCCCUCAUUCUGAAACAAGAAAACAAGCUUGUUUUUUGUUAAAUACUUGUUUUACAUUUUAACAUGUUCUUAGGAUGAGAUGAAGUCAAAUAUAGAGAUCAGAAAGGUGCUUGAUAUUACUGCACAGUUUGACUUGAGACAAGCUACACAUUGCCGCAUGCCAUGUGAGUAACUGCCGAAUUUGUCAGUUAGGAGCAAGCUGUGGAGUGUAGAGGAGUUUGCAGCCAGAGCUUAGAGAAGAUUUUGGAUAAUUUGGAUUUCAGGAGAGGAGAGUUUGGUGAUAGAUUUCAGGAGAAGAGAGUUUGGAGGUAGAUUUCAGGAGAGGAGAGCUUGAAGGUAGAUUGUAGGAGUGUUUGAAGACAGAAGAAGGGAGUUUGGAGGCAGAUAUCUGGAGAGGAGAGUUUGGAGGUAGAUUUCAGGAGAGGAGAGAAGAGUUUGGAGGUAGAUUUCAGGAGAGGAGUGUUUGGAGGCAGGAUUCAGGAGAGGAGAGUUUGGAGGCAGAUUUCAGGAGAGGUUUGUUUGGAGAUAGAUUUCAGGAGAGGAGAGGAUAAUUUGGAGGUAGAUUUCAGGAGAGGUGAAUUGAGCAACUGCCGUUUUUGUCAGUUAGGAGCCAGCAGUAGAGUAUAGGAGAGUUUAUAGCCAGCGCUUAGAGAAGAUAUUUAGGAUCAUUCGGAUUUUAGGAGAGAAGAGUUUGGAGUUAGAAUUUAGGAGAAGAGAGUUUGGAGGCAGAUUGUCGGAGAGUUUGGAGGCAGUUUUCAGGAGAGGAGUUUGGAGGUAGAUUUCAGGAAAGGAGAGUUUGGAGUUAGAUUUCAGGAGAGGGAGGAGAGUUUGGAGUUAGAUUUCAGAAAAGGAGCAUUUGGAGGUUGAUUUAAAGAGAGGAUUUGAGGAGAGGGAGGUUUGAGGAGAGGAGAGUUUGGAGGUUGAUUUAAGGAGAGGAUUUGAGGAGAGGUGAGUUUGGAGGAAGAUUUCAGGAACGGAGAGUUUGGUGGUUGAUUUAAGGAGAGGAGAGGUGAGUUUGGAGGUAAAUUUGAGAAGAGGAGGGUUUGGAGGUUGAUUUAAGGAGAGGAUUUGAGGAGAGGUGUGUAGAUUUCAGGAGAAGAUAGUUUGGAGGUAGAUUUCAGGAGAGGAGAGUUUGCAAGUAGAUUUCAGGAGAAGGAGGACAGGCGAGUUUGGAGAUACAGUAGACUUCAGGUGGGGAUUUCAGGAGAAGAUUUAAGGAGAGUUUGUGGGUUGAUUUCAGGAGAGGAGAAUUUGGAGGUAGAUAUAAGGAGAGGAAGGUUUGGUGGCAGAUUCCAGGAGAAAAGAGUUUAGAGGUAGAUUUCAAAAGAAGAUAGUUUGGAGCAGUGGAAUUUAUAAAUUGUAGUUGCGUCCAAUACACUACAGAACUAAAAUGGCACACAACACAUUAGAGAUUAGCAGCAAGAAAAGACAGCUUCAAAGUAAAGAAGAAAUAGAAAAUAAGAAAAAAAUCCGCCUUGAAGACAGUAAGAAGACACCCGAAGAGAGUAAAGACCACAGACACAAAAAGAAGAAAAUAAAAUGCAAAAGUUCAGAGGAAGAUGCUGCAGAGAGAAGUGGCCACGAAGCAAAGAAGAUACAACUCCGACUAGAGGAAGAAAAUGAAAAGGGAAUCGGUGCUGAAGACAUCAAGAAGACAGCUGCACACAGACAUAGCACACAUAGGAAGAAUAGAGACCAUGAAGACUUGAAGAAGACAAAAAGAUCAAGAAGUCCAGAUGAGGACAUAGCAGGUCCAACUGAACAGAAGAAGCCUCGUAUAGAAGCUCCAAGACCACCUCACCUGGACAUAAAGAACUACACCUUCCAUACACAGCUGGGGAGUGGUGGCUAUGGCAGGGUGAUGCUGGCUUCUUUUCCGGGCAAAGAUAAACCUGUGGCCGUUAAGAUCAUUGCUAAAAAGCAAAAUGAAAAGGACCAAGCCAUCUUAAAAGAAGUUUGCAUAAUGAAGCUAGCAACCAAAUGUGAUUUCAUUUGUCCAGCAUUCGCAGCUUUUCAAUCUCAGGUUCAAGCUUUUAUCGUAAUGGAGCAUGCCAGCGGGGGAACUCUUCUGAAACAGAUCCGUAGUCAAGGAAAUCUGACUCAACGCAGAAUAUUGUUCUACUCAGCAGAGAUGGUAGUCGGCCUUCAGUUUCUGCAUGCCAAUGGAAUCAUUCAUCGUGACUUCAAACCGGACAACGUUCUUCUGGAUGAUGAAGGCCAUGUUAAGAUCUGUGAUUUUGGCCUCUCUGUAGAAAACAUGUUUGGUCCCAAAACCCACAGUGGAGGUGCAGGAACAUUUGGAUUCCGGGCCCCAGAAGUUAUGUCACAGAUGGAUUACAACGCGGGAGCAGACUGGUGGUCUUUCGGUGUCACCUUAUAUGAGAUGGCCACUGGCAACUUGCCAUAUUCUGCAAAAGGCAACACAAAAGAACAGCUUCAUCAGGUUCUACAAAGGCAGCCCUAUUAUCCAUCAUAUCUCUGCCCAGAAUUGCAAGAUCUUUUGUGCAAGCUACUGAAGAACGAGCCUGACCAGCGUCUUGGGGUAAACGGAAACAUCAGAGAACAUCCAUUCUUUGCAUGCCUCGAUUGGGAAGAAGUGGAACAACGUAGACUAGAGCCACCUUUCAAGCCAAAAGUUCGACCUAUUGAAUAUUAUGGAGAAAAGAAAAUCGAAUUUCCAACUGGUGACUCCAGCGAGAGCCGAAUGCUUGAAGAUUUUUCUUUCCUUGAUCCCAACUGGCAGGAGUGAAGCAGUUCUGUGUUGCCAAGUUAGUAACAUGGUGAAACCUGUAACAUCUAAUCACAGCGGAUAGAGUUAGAACAUCGAUUCCUCAUCAAGUCUUUAUCUGUUAGUUAUAGUUUAAAGUAGUUAAAACUAUAGUUAAAAUUAUAGAUUUAAAUAAAAAUACUUAUCCACCACCAUCAUCACCACCAUCAUCACCACCAUAAAAUAAACAUGGUUGAUCCAGGGACCAAGUCCGAUUGCCGUUUUGGAGUCAGGAAGGAAUUUUUUUUCCCCUUUGGGGCCAUGGCUUCAGAGGGGAUUUUUUCGCCUUCCUCUAGAUCAACUAGUGGAUAGGGAACUAUAGCAGCAAUUUAUUAAAAAUCUUUUAUUGCCACCUA
This is a messenger RNA of Xenopus laevis (African clawed frog), 3200 nucleotides long. Its product is annotated as protein kinase C delta type-like. The record is from RefSeq and is a predicted model, not a curated record. The transcript has 10 exons. NCBI's taxonomy places the organism in Eukaryota, Metazoa, Chordata, Amphibia, Anura, Pipidae. The coding region runs from base 1468 to 2826 and encodes 452 amino acids.